AUGGUGUCCUUCAUUAACCUCCUCACACUCGCUCCGGCGGUCGUUUCCGCUCUCUCCGUCGGCAAGCCGGGAGGCUCCUUCGGCAACCCCCUCGAAGAGAGGGAGGACUCGAACGCCACCUGCCGCUGCUUCCCCGGCGACGACUGCUGGCCCACGGCAGCCGAGUGGGACGCCUUCAACACCACCGUCGGCGGCCGUCUCAUCGCCACCGUGCCCAUCGGCGCCGUCUGCCAUGACAGCUCCUUCGGCUCGUAUGACGAGGCCAAGUGCACGGCGCUGCAGAACGCCUGGGGUCAGUCCGAGACGCACAUUCAGACCUCCUCGUCCGUCAUGGCCGCCUUCUUCGCCAACUCCAGCUGCGACCCCUUCAACCAGCCCACCGAUCGCUGCAUCAUCGGCACCUACGUCCAGUACGCUGUGAAGGCGACCAGCGCUGCGGACUACAGCGCCACCAUCAAGUUCGCCCAGGAGAACAACAUCCGCCUCGUCAUCCGCAACACGGGCCACGAUUACCUUGGAAAGUCCACCGGUGCCGGUGGUCUUGCUCUGUGGACUCACAACCUGAAGGAUAUCUCGGUCAUUGACUACAAGUCUACUGGUUACACCGGCAAGGCCGUUAAGGUCGGUGCUGGUGUUCAAGCCGGUGAGGCCCAGGACGCUGCUCACGCUCAGGGACUCGUUGUUGUCGGCGGUAACAGCCCGACUGUUGGACUCGCGGGAGGAUACACCCAAGGCGGUGGCCACGGCCCUCUUGUUUCCAAGUACGGUCUUGGAGCUGACCAGGUUCUCGAGUGGGAGGUUGUCACUUCCGGAGGCCAGACGAUUGUCGCGACUCCCACCGCUUACUCUGACCUCUACUGGGCUCUGAGCGGUGGCGGCGGCGGUGUCUACGCUGCUGUUCUGUCCAUGACCGUCAAGGCUUACCCUGACAUGAUCACCUCAUCUGCCAACCUGACCUUCACCAACACCGGUGUCACCGACGACGUGUUCUACGGCGCUGUCACCACCUACCUCAAGACUCUGCCUGAUAUCGUCGAUGCCGGUGCCGUCAGCAUCUGGCUCAUGAGCCCCGGUGUCUUCCUCAUGCAGCCCACCACCGCCCCCGGUCUCACCAAGGCUGAGCUCCAGGCUCUGCUCCAGCCCACCAUCGAUGCCCUCGACGCCGCUGGCAUCACUUACGACUACCACAUCAACCAGUACGACACGUACCUGGACAGCUACAACGACAUGAACCCCGAGCCCGCCGUCACGGAGUUCAACAUCGGCGGCCGUCUGAUGCCCCGCACCCUCGUCGCCGACGACGCCUCCGCCACCACGCUCACCACCGCCCUCAAGUCCAUCCUCGACAACGGUGCCAUCAUCUCCGGCCUGACCAUCAACGUUGCCCGCGACUCCAGCGCCACCCCCAACGCCGUCAACCCCGCCUGGCGUACGGCCCUCUUCUCCGCCGUCGUCGGAACUGCCUAUGACCGCGCCGAUUUCUCCACCCUCGUCUCCGGCCAGACCACCGUCACCAACACCAUCGUGCCCAUCCUGGCCGAGCUCACCCCCGGCGGCGGCGCCUACCUCAACGAGGCCGACCGCAACCAGGCCGACUGGCAGGACGUCUUCUACGGCGGCAACUACGCCAAGCUUAAGGCCAUCAAGAGAAUCUACGACCCCUGCAGCACUUUCUACGCUCUGACCGGUGUCGGCAGCGACGACUGGACUGUCCAGAGCGACGGACGUCUGUGCAAGGCGUAG
Colletotrichum chrysophilum is the source of this 1743-nucleotide messenger RNA. RefSeq lists its product as uncharacterized. Gene Ontology annotation, molecular function: oxidoreductase activity; FAD binding. NCBI's taxonomy places the organism in Eukaryota, Fungi, Ascomycota, Sordariomycetes, Glomerellales, Glomerellaceae. Bases 1 to 1743 code for a protein of 580 amino acids. The record is from RefSeq and is a predicted model, not a curated record. The transcript has 3 exons.